This is a messenger RNA of Henningerozyma blattae CBS 6284, 2772 nucleotides long. RefSeq names its product protein arginine N-methyltransferase (gene HSL7). Gene Ontology annotation, biological process: peptidyl-arginine N-methylation; regulation of DNA-templated transcription. The transcript has a single exon. Gene Ontology annotation, cellular component: nucleus; cytosol. Lineage: Eukaryota; Fungi; Ascomycota; Saccharomycetes; Saccharomycetales; Saccharomycetaceae. The record is from RefSeq and is a predicted model, not a curated record. The coding region runs from base 1 to 2772 and encodes 923 amino acids.
AUGCAGAGUAAUGUUUAUGUGGGGCUAAAACCUGCCAACAAUGAAGAUUAUAAUCCAAAUCUACCUGAUGAAUUCGAUUAUUUAUUAUUACCAUUGACGAACAAUAGAUACAAGUUAAAAGUUAGAUCCAUUUAUAAUUCGUUUAUCAAGCAUUCUCAUCAACAUGAUCAGGAAUUGAUUAUUCCAGAACCACAAUUACAAGAACUCUCAAUACCUCCAUUUAUCGAAAAUUUAAAUCAUUCUUUUAUUGGUUUACUUUCAUCAUGGAUAGAAUUAGAGAAUAAUGAUCCCAUUAUAAGAGAUUUGGCAUAUAAGAUACUUUAUAUAGAAUGUAAUUAUGCCAAGUUUAUUGGAAUUAAACAAGUUAUUUUGGCGCCUCCAAGAAAUUUAACAAACUUGAAUUAUUAUACUCAAAUUGUUUCAAAGUUACUAAAUUCAAAUAUUUUCCAAGAUUUAAAUUUAAUCUUAUCAAUUUCAUUACCUCUAUUUGAAGAUUCAGAACCAUUAGCCACAUGGGAAUUAUGGAAUACAAUUAGAAAGAUUUGUAAUUAUAAUAAAUCCUUGACCAUAUCAUUGGCUGUACCAAAGAUUAAAACCCCUUCAUUUGUCAUUAAAAGAUGGCUAUCAGAACCUGUUUCAUCAUUAUUAUUAUCCUCAUCUAUCUUUACCAAAAAUAAUCACAACUAUCCUGUAUUAAAUAAGUUUAAUCAAAAUUUAAUUUCUAAUUUCCAGAAGAUUAAUGCUAAUAAUUUAUUAAAUUUAAAUGAAUUAUCAAUCAUUUUACAUGGUAUUGAAAAAAAUUCGAAUGAUAUCAAAGGUGGGAAAUUAUCCUAUUUAGAAUAUAUUAAUUUCUUAUUAAGAAAAGGGGACAGCUUAAUGCUAUUAGCUGAAGAAAAUUCCAUUGAACCUAUGUCAGAUAAUACCACAAAUUCAAAUAACAACACUACAUCCUCAGGUAUCACCAAUGCUACAAAUACUGACAACAAUAAUAACAGCAACGGUAACAGCAAUAAUAAUAAUAUUAUAUGUUUGGAACAAUUGAAUUUACCAAGAUUAUUACCACCUUUAAAACCACAUUCAAAUAUGUUAACAAAUUUCAUUUAUAAAAAUUUCGAAAAUGAUAAAAUUAAAUAUAAUUUAUAUGAAAAUGCAAUCAAUAGAGCUAUUUACGAUAUCAGAUUUAAAUUCUAUAAGGAAAAUCCAUUGAAUAUUUUAAUUUUAGGUCCAGGUAGAGGUCCAUUAAUUGAUAAGACCUAUCAAAUUUUAAAAGAUUUAAAAAUGCUGGACUUCACCAAUAUUUAUGCCAUUGAAAAAAACUCAAAUGCCUUUUUAUAUUUACAAAAUAAAAAUUUCAAUAAUUGGAAUAAUAAAAUUAAGAUUAUUAAUUCAGAUAUUUUCCAUUGGAAUCCCACUAAAGAUAAAAAUGAAAAAUUGAUUUUCAAUCUUUGUAUAAGUGAAUUAUUAGGUUCUUUUGGUUGUAAUGAAUUAAGUCCAGAAAUUCUUUAUCAUAUUGAAAGAAAUUUUACCUCUUAUGGUAACGAUAAUGAUACAAUUUUUAUCCCAAAUUCUUGUUCUUCUUAUAUUGCUCCAAUUUUUUCUCCUUUAAUGUAUCAAUAUUUAUUGAAUAAACCAUUGAAUAGUAAUAUUACUAAUAAUACUAAUUCUAAUUUUUCUGAAGAUAAUUUUGAAAAACCUUGGGUAUUACAUAAUUUACCUUAUACAAUUGUUUCAUCUAAAAUUAAUGAAAUUUGGUCCUUUAAGCAUCCAAUGCAAAAUUAUAAUACAAUUCAAAGUUCAAAUUCAGUUAUAAAUCCAAUAGAAUUAUUUAAUAAAAAUAGUAAUUCAAAUAAUGAUUUUAAGAUCAAACAUAAAUGUGAAAUCCAUGGGUUUAUUGGUUAUUUCACUGCAAAUUUAUAUGAGAAUAUUACAUUAUCUACUAUUCCAACCGAUUCAACUAUUAAAUUGGCUCCAAGUCAAUAUUCAUCUAUUUAUGAUCAUCAUCAACAUAAUGAAGACUUCAACAAUACUAUUAACUUGAGCCAUACUGUUAAUUUAAAAUCAUGGUCGCCAAUUGUAUUCCCAUUAAGGCAACCAUUAACUGUAACUGAUGAUACUGAAUUACUUAUCUAUUUGUCAAGAAACUAUGACAGAUUUGAUAAAAAGAUAUGGUAUGAAUGGUAUGGUGAAUCAUUUGUAUAUUUAGUUAUGUCUAAUUUAUCCUUGAAUAAUCAUAGUCAUAACAAUACUACAAGCACAAGUAAUAAUACAAAUACUGAUAAGAAUAAUAGACAUUCUCAUCGUACAAGUGGAAGUUCAUAUUUGGAUAAAACUAAAAGAUUACAAAACUGUAAUGAAGAACAAUUUAAGGGAAAUGAUGAAAAUGAUGAUUAUAAUGAUGAUGACAUUGAUGAUGACGAUGAUACUAAUUUUUUAAAUGGUGAACACGAAAAUGCAUGGCAAAGUGUUAAUGAUAUGCAUGAUCUAGUGAAUUCUAAUAUGAAAAUGAAUUCUAAUGAUGACAAUAAACCGACAUUUAAUUUACUCUCAACUAGUCGUAACCAUAAUAAUAAUACCGUUAAUAAUACCACUACCACCACUACUACAACUACUAACAAUAAAAGCACUAAUAGCAAUCAUAAUAAUAGACUUAAUAAUAGAAGCAACUUAACCGAUGAAGGGUAUGAGGAAGAAGAAAUAAUUCAUACUAAAGUUAGAACAGGAGUUUCUUUAUUGCAUAAUGUUUCUGGUAAACAUUUCAAUAUACCUCUAUAA